AUGGGGAUCAAGCGCUCACACCGCGAUUCCUCGUCAUCAGACAGCACACCCUACUCGCGUGAGACAUCGGCCGACGUCAAGAUUGUCCACUUAGAUACCGAAUCUGCCGUCUCUGACGAACCCAUCAUCAUGAAGUGCUCACUGCCUCCGCACGAACCGCUUGCGUUCAAUUCGAUUGAAGACCACGAUGUGCACUAUCAGCAAGUUCACAUGAACCGAUGCAGCGAAUGCCACAAGAACUUUCCGGAUCAGCACUUUCUACAUCUGCAUAUUGCAGAAUAUCACGAUCCCAUCAAUGCUGCCAAGCGAGACCAGGGAGAGAAAACGAAGCUCAACGAUGAGCUCGGUGAGUGGCGCUGCCAGUUCUCCACGGAGGCGGAGAGGUGA
Molecule: messenger RNA, 387 nt
Organism: Alternaria triticimaculans
Lineage: Eukaryota; Fungi; Ascomycota; Dothideomycetes; Pleosporales; Pleosporaceae
Exons: 2
Coding region: 1-387 (128 amino acids)
Source: RefSeq, a predicted model, not a curated record